AUGGCAACCACUGUUAAUUCAAUUACCUCAGCAAGAGGCGAAAGAAAUCGCUAUGGCCCACAAUUACCAGUGAUUGAACAUCCAUUAACGCGACUUGGAAAUAAAUCAGAAUUAAAAAUACGAGGUGCAUCAGCUAACUAUAAUAGUUCACGACCAACAAGUCAUCAGUAUGAUCGAUCAACCAACCAAAAUCUAAGUAAAUCCAUUCACGUUAAAUUCGAUGAUGAUAUAAAUAAUCAAAAUCAUAAUGUAUCGGAAGAAAACGAUCUACCUCCGUUAAGAACAGAAAAUAAUCAAAAUCUUCCGAGCCGGAAACAUCAACGACUUUCGACAUGGCCAGGCUCUAUACUUGAUAAUGUUCCAAGACACAAGAUGAAUGCUCCUGAGUUAAUACAACUAAUACGAGAGAAAAUACCGACGAGUUUUCACGGUAUCAAACAAGCAUUUAAAGCGUCAGAUCCUUAUGGAAAAGGAAACGCUCCUAGAGAGGCUAUGGGAAGAAUUAUAUAUCACUUGUGUGGAUAUUUAUUUCCAGGACAAAUUGCUUCACUACUUAAGAGUCUGAAUUUAUCUAAGAAAAAGGCUAUUUCGUUUGAUGAGUUUAUCGCCGCUAUUAAAGACACUGAGUCUAGCAACCAUGUAGCUUGGGUAGAUCCUGUACAGAGGUUAAAUAAUAAACCUGAAUUAGCACCAGUAGAGUGGACAGCAACUCAAGUUCAAGCGCAUUUACGCAAUAGAGCAUUAGAUGGGACAUUGGCAUUAUAUGAUAUUUUACCCCUGGAAUGUUUAGUUGAAAAUGGACAGAUAUUAAAGCCACAAUUUCGUAUCAUGUUAGAAAAUUUAAAGAUUUCUAUGACCGAUUUUGAAUUUGAAAAGCUGUGGGACAGAUGCGAUCUCCAUGGUGUUGGUGGUAUGAAAACAGGAAAAGUGUUUCGUAGAUUGGGCAUUGAUUAUGAUAAGCUGUUAGAUAUAACUGCUGCUAGAUCUAAAUCAAGACAGUCAAGUGAUGAAAAACCAUCAGGUCAAGACGCCUCUAAAAAACAACCACAAAAGCUAAUUAAAAAAAUUUGUGCUGCUUUACAACGCCUGGUGCAUAAGUUGGAAGAACCAUUUGAAGACUUAAUUCAGGAAUUUCAAAAAUAUGAUCAUGAUAAAAUCGGAAAGGUAACCAGGCAAAAUUUUCGUACGAUUAUCAAUAAUUAUUUCAAGCUUAAGCUAUCUCCAAUAGAUUUGGAAUAUUUCUUGCAAAGUCAACCAGAUCCUGUUCCUGUGAAAUCGAAUUAUGUCGACUUACAUACUUCAAUGAUGGCAGAAGCUAAAAUUGCUCAAAUUCUUCAUAAAAAAUUUAUUUCAAUAUUGGAGAAGUUUAGGGUAUUCGAUUCCGAAAAAUGUGGCUUAGUCAACAAAUAUGAUUUUCGCUUGUGCUUGGAAUCAAUUUUAAGUAAUAGCUUAACUGAUUCUGAAUUUGACGAACUUCUGCAUUCCACUGAAAUUGAAGAAUUGCGAGGAAUCGAUUAUCCGCGAUUUCUUACACUGCUUGAUGAUGCGUAA
Trichoplax adhaerens is the source of this 1551-nucleotide messenger RNA. RefSeq lists its product as uncharacterized. Gene Ontology annotation, cellular component: nucleoplasm. The transcript is spliced from 13 exons. The coding region runs from base 1 to 1551 and encodes 516 amino acids. The record is from RefSeq and is a predicted model, not a curated record. Lineage: Eukaryota; Metazoa; Placozoa; Uniplacotomia; Trichoplacea; Trichoplacidae.